AUGGUGAGGAUAGCGGUUUUUGCUAGGCGUCUGAGCAUGUCUGCUGUUCGUAUGCAACAGGUGACCCCGCUGCCUUUACACCUGAGACCCGAAGCCUGGAGGGGCAGGAACCCGGACGAGAUUUUCAAAUUGUACAAAAUGAGGUUGGCCGCUCUGGGAACAGAGUACAAGCGUGAUCCACGUGAACUUGAGGCACUUCUGUCGACUUCCUCCGUUUCGGGGUUGAAAUACGACGAAAUCGAAGCUCUGUACUACGGUGGUGAGCUUGAAUCUGAGACCAUGUUGGAGAUUGACGAGGAAGACGACGAUGAGCUGGAAUUUCCCAAAUACGAGCAUGACGAAUACUCAACUGUUACGCAAGAUAUUAUUGAUGAGCACAGAGAACAGAGAGAGUUCAACCGAAUUGCGGCCUAUGAGAUGCCCCAUCUGGCCAAGUUCAGACAGGAAUACACUCCAAUAAAAGCCACCGAGACUCCAGUCAAGCUACGUUACACAUCAUAUCUCGGAGAGGACCAUCCUGCCGAAAAGAAGGUUGUUUUGACCACUGUUGUUGCCGAUCUCGGUCUGGGAGAGGCUGAAGCCCACAAGUUUAAGGUGCUCGCGGGCGUAAGAUACAACUACAAGACUGACACUUUCAAGAUGUCGAGUGACAGAUUUGCAGAGGCUACACAGAACUCCAGAUACUUGAGCGAUACACUGAACGCUUUGCUGAGAGAGUCGAAGGACCUUUCCAACGAGACUUUCGCGGACAUCCCUCUGGAUGUGAGGCACAUUACGGCGAAAGACAAAAAGCAAUGGCACCAUGCCAAAAGACAGUAUUCUUUUCCUAAGGAAUGGAGGAAACCCCAGGAUAAGAAUGCGAAGAAGUUCAAUCCGUUCAAGGAUGCAAUUGGAGGGUCGUUUGCGUGA
Kuraishia capsulata CBS 1993 is the source of this 909-nucleotide messenger RNA. RefSeq lists its product as uncharacterized. Gene Ontology annotation, molecular function: structural constituent of ribosome. Gene Ontology annotation, biological process: mitochondrial translation. Gene Ontology annotation, cellular component: mitochondrial small ribosomal subunit. The record is from RefSeq and is a predicted model, not a curated record. Bases 1 to 909 code for a protein of 302 amino acids. The transcript has a single exon. Lineage: Eukaryota; Fungi; Ascomycota; Pichiomycetes; Pichiales; Pichiaceae.